This is a messenger RNA of Acomys russatus (golden spiny mouse), 1997 nucleotides long. It is a transcript of the gene Zc2hc1c, whose product is annotated as zinc finger C2HC-type containing 1C. The transcript is spliced from 3 exons. The record is from RefSeq and is a predicted model, not a curated record. NCBI's taxonomy places the organism in Eukaryota, Metazoa, Chordata, Mammalia, Rodentia, Muridae. The coding region runs from base 209 to 1786 and encodes 525 amino acids.
AUGGAGUGCCGCAGAUCAGAUACGGGCGAGGAGGAAAGCCAGUGGCAGAACACCUGUGUCACGUUCAUGUUUCUGUCUUCAGGGCUUAGCAAUGUCUGGCACCUAGUCAGCAUUCACUAAAUGCUUAUUGAAAGAACGUCCUGGCAGAUCCAGCACCGCAGUCCCGAGAAACGUUUAAAGGGAAUGUGGGCUUUCGUCCAGGCCCUGAAUGGCUAGUCUCCAGUUGGCUCCACAUCUGCCUGUGGGCGUUAUGUUCCCACAUAAUAAAACAGAAGCUCCAGGGCUCCACUCAGCCAAGCGCGACCCUUUUGAACAAAGCGACUCUUCCCAGCGGUCCUCCAUGGGACAUUUGAGGAACAGUUUCCAGAAGAAGCCUUGGAGGAACACAGAGCUGGAGCAGGAGGAGGACGUCUCCACUCACCCCAAAAGAGACAUCUGCACAAAAGCCCGGAGGCACUCCUGUCCCCACAGUGGGAGAAUCAGCCAGCAAGGCUCAGCAAACAGUCCCCGGGACGAAGGAAACGGUUUGUUUUACUUGUCAAGCCCUCAGCCACGGUAUCCCAAAGCAAAUGCCCAAGACUUCAUUCCCUUUAGGAAGAAACGUGUUGGAGUGGAUCGGGCAUACCCACUGAAACCUAUGGUCCACCGGAAGUCACACAGCACAGGCGAGGCAGGCACCGAUGGCAACCAGAAUGGCUACCCAAGACUCCCUGAGGCCAGAGAGUUUUCAGACAGCAGCCUAGGUUUGAGGAGCUGGGUGAGUUCGUCUAUGCUUGCCUCUGUGCAGGUAGAAAAGGCGGUGGCAGAUCUCCAUAGGACCAAGUGGACACAGAUCCAAAGACUAGAAGCCGCAGGCGAGAGCUUACAGAAGGAAAUCCGAAGAAAGGAGACACUCCUACGGGAGAAGCUGAAGAAGACAGAGGAGGGUCUUCGAAGGAUCCAGGAGGAAAAGAAACAGGCCAGGGAAAACGGAGGCAGAGAGCUACACAGAAUGACAGGACCUGGGGGCAGAGUUAGAGAUAGCAACAGCAGUGCCACGUACAAUCCCUGUUUAUCCCCAGGGUUCAGGUCUGAGGCGUUGAGACAGAACAGAGGAGAGGAUCACCCUUGUGAAGAAGCUCUGGAAAACGCUAGUCCACUCCAGCUCCCCGAUUCCGAAAUCCAGAGGCUCAAAAGAGAAAGGCUGGUGGCAAGCAACAAGAAAAUCCGAGAGCAAGACUCAGGGCUCCCCCCAGCAGACAAAUUCUCUCAACAGGCAGAGGAGCUGGGCAGUGCACGGCAGGCAUCAAGCUUGCCCGGAUUGCCAGGCUCCUCCGGGUCUAGCUCCUCCACGGAAGAGCCAGAGCUGGGCAAGUGCAGCCACUGUGGACGCAUGUUUCUCUCACUCAGGCUGCAGAGACACUCCACCGUCUGUGGCAGAAGGCAGGGGACCAAGAGGAAAGUGUUUGACUCCUCCAGGGCCCGGGCUAAGGGCACAGAACUAGAGCAGUACUUGAAUUGGAAGGGGCCAGCCACAGAUAAGGCGGAACCUCUCCGGAAGAGCACCUGGAGACAGAAGCAUGAGUCUUUCAUCCGUACCCUCCGCCAUGCUCGCGAGGUCCAGCAGGUUAUCGCCAGAGGUGGAGAUCCCUCAGACUUGCCUCCCAUCCUGCCUGCAGAAAACCCAGACUACGUCCAGUGUCCUCACUGCAGCCGACACUUUGCUCCCAAGGUGGCGGAACGACACAUACCUAAGUGUAAGACCAUCAAGAACCGGCCUCCACCCCCAAGGAGGCAUGACAGCUGAGUAGACAGAGGCAGACCUUCUGCUUCCGGGUCAGCAGGAAACCAUAGACCACGUGAUGUGGUGCAGGGAGAAAACAGAACUUUUCCAGAGCUCAGGAUCUGCCUACAGAGCCGAACAAUCCCUGAGGAGAGCCCACUGCUGCAUGGCAGGCGACCAACGCAAGCACUAGCAUCUCACGGAAUCGUAGCCUUGGCUGCGCGCCUGCGUAGGU